ACACCGUCCGGCCACUAUCAACCAACCUGUUUUUAAACGACCUUCUUAACGUCAUUGCGCUGGAUCCAUCACGUAUCACUGUGUUUUUCUUUUUAAUUCCAAGGAACAUGAAUGCGAUGUGUGCAGUCAUUCUCUCAUCAGUCAAAGUUAGUGACUACUCAUUCCGAGAGCACUUUUUCCAGCUGAAACCCUGAGGGAUCAUCCUCCCUUGUACUCACUUUUAAGUUCUGGCCUAUCAAGGAACUGGCAGCGGCACGGCGACUCCGCCCCCACACCCUUAAAUGAGGGACAAGGCCACUCAGACCCCUAGGGCCUGGGUAGAUGAACGGAGGAGAGGCUCUCAUAAGCGAUCGGCUUCUUGCGGUAGCACGGAUCAGCUGAAAGAGAUAGCAAAAUUGCGGCAGCAGCUCCAGCGCAGCAAACGCAGCAGCCGUCAUCGCCGGGAGAAAGAUCGCAAGUCACCUUUUAAUGGCAACCAUGCCAUCAUCCAAUCACAGUCUCAGAUGCCUAAAACCAUCCUGAUUCCCAUCCCCAUCUCCAAGUCCACACCCCCCCGUUUCCGGAACAGCAUAGAGGGCCUCAACCAGGAGAUUGAACGCAUCAUCAUACGGGACACUGUCGAACGAGAUGAGAUUAUAAUACCACAGGAUGUUCCUGAUGGACACCGAGCGCCCCCUCCCCUUCCCCAGCGCAGCAGUAGCACCCGCAACAUUGACACACAGACGCCCUCAAAUGGUGGGCUUGGCAGUAACCGUAGCAACAGCAGCAGCCGAGCUGACUCUGUCUCACCCUCGUACCUUAGCAUCCUAAAUGACACGAUUGGAAACAGCCCGCUACCACACGAUGGCACGCUCAGUGAGAGUAAAGAAAGAGACCUGGGACCUUGGUCUCCUCUACCCAAAUAUGCUUCUUCUCCAAAGCCCAACAACAGCUAUAUGUUCAAACGUGAGCCUCCUGAAGGCUGUGAGAGAGUUAAAGUCUUUGAGGAAAAUCAGCCUAGGCCUCUCCAAGAGAUUCCUCCAUAUCUAUGCCCAGACAGGAACAAGGUGAACUUCAUUCCCAAAAGUGGCUCAGCUUUCUGCCUGGUGAGCAUCUUAAAGCCCCUGUUGCCCACCCAGGAGCUGAACUUCCGUAGCGGGAUGGGAUACCGCAGCAUUUCCCCCUCCUUGGUGCCUCUGGGUGGGGUUGGGGUCAGAAGCCUGUCCCCCUCCAUGGGUCCCGUCCUCUCCCGUGGACGUCAGUCACCAUGUCUCCCACGACACCUUGAGGAGCCAGAGGGUUAGAGUGCCAAGUGUUAAAGCAAAUGUUUUGGUCUUGUUUGGAACCUCAACUAGUGAACAGAGAUGGUGUAUUUCCCCAUUCUCCGGUAUCAUUUGACAGAAAUUGAUCUGAAACUUAAACCUGGAAGUGUUUUUGUAAUUAAAGGGUAAUGGUAUUACACGUCUGCUUACAUCAGAGGCAUUAAAAGGAUUUUCCACAAUGGUGUAUGUAUAUAUACAAAACAUUUUCAGCAUUGCACUGCUUUUUACUUUCUUAACAAUUUAUUGCAUUUUAUCAUGAAGCCUUUUGGAUGUAUAGAUGCAUCAUUUAACCUAGCUAAAUGUGAGUGAAUUGAUUUACUGGAUAAAUGGACAUGGAAGACAAAGGUCACAUUUUUGCUUGCUUAUAGUUUACAUGCGGUUUGAAUAAAGCUGAAGGAGCACACAGAAAUGUUGUAGCAAACUUGAAGAAUUAACAAAUGUGCCUGACUCCCACCACCUGUUUGCAUCCCAUUUGCUCACAGACCUUUUUCUAUGAUUGUCUAUAUGUUUGUCUCUCUCCUUAAAUGUAUAUAGUCCUCCCCCAUGUACAUAAUCCUGUAUGUACUUAAUGUGAUUUGCUGAUGAGAGAGUGCAUUCUAAUGGUACAUGGACUGGUCAUGAAUUAGGAGAAAGAGGAGACAAUGAUCAGUAUGUCUUCAGUAUUGGUCUAGGAACUAAAUUGAACAGGUAUUAUGAUGUGUUAAUGAUAAAUAUUAGUUUUACUGAAAAGUCUUGGUACUCAAAAAAGAGGGAAGCAUGGCUUUAGCUCAUAGUGAACAGAUAAUGAACUGAUUUGAACUGUAGCAUCUUUAUACUGUGAAAUAUUCCAUUAAUCAUCCCAUAAGGCUUCCUUUCUUCCUUAAUAGCGAUAAGAGUUGAGACAAGAAGGAAAACAGGCAAUCCUGGGACAAAUGUGUAAUUGCCUUACUGCUAAAGAAAAAUAGAUGAGUGUGUAAAUUAGACCGCUGUUAUUGUCAGGGGAAAUGUAUGGAUUUUGUUAGAAAUAC
Xyrauchen texanus (razorback sucker) is the source of this 2308-nucleotide messenger RNA. RefSeq names its product protein FAM117B-like. The record is from RefSeq and is a predicted model, not a curated record. Lineage: Eukaryota; Metazoa; Chordata; Actinopteri; Cypriniformes; Catostomidae. Bases 282 to 1283 code for a protein of 333 amino acids. The transcript is spliced from 8 exons.